AUGCAAGCUUCACUCAAGAGGCAUCGCCUUUCAAAUGUCAAGGGCAAAGGCGACGACUGGGAGAGCGAAGAACGUCGUUAUGAUUCUGGGACAUCAGAGGACGAAGUGGAUAUCUCCAAUGUCUUGGCUGGGAAAAAGAAGAGAAAGCUGAGUGCACCCUCCAGCAAGAAUAUGGCGGAGCAGGACGAAGACGAUGAUGAAGCGCUUGCGGACUUCAUCAAAGCGUCGGUAUCCAAGAGGAAUGUCAAACUCGGCACGGAGGUCGUCAAGCGCACGAAGGGCAAAACAAAGAUCGCGAAGGGUGAAGUGGGUGGAGGUAGCUUCCAAAGCAUGGGACUGCACCCAUGGAUACUACGGUCCCUUUCACUACAGGGCUUCCGCAUCCCUACUCCUAUCCAAAGGCUUUCCAUCCCAUCUCUUCUCUCCAAUCCUCCCAGAGACCUCGUCGGCAUGGCACGUACCGGCUCCGGCAAGUCGCUGGCAUACAUGAUACCGCUCAUCCAGCGCCUUGACGGCAUGCACUCCUCCACCUUUGGCGCACGCGCCCUGAUCCUGCUUCCGACCCGCGAACUGGCGCUGCAGAUUCUCCGAGUGGGGAAGGAACUCGCUCGUGGCCGCUUUGCAGGUGGCGGCGAACAUGCCGGCGACACCGCUGGUGAUGCCGAACAAUCCAAGAAGGGUCAAGGUCUGCGAUGGGCGCUGGUCGUGGGUGGUGAAGGCCUGGACGAACAGUUCGAGAUGAUGACGAACAACCCAGAUGUUAUUAUAGCUACGCCGGGUCGUUUGCUGCAUCUCAUUGUCGAGAUGAACCUUGACCUCCGAUCCGUGGAAUACGUCGUGUUUGACGAAGCCGACCGACUCUUCGAGAUGGGCUUCGAGACCGCCAUGACCGAGAUCCUCCACCGCCUACCGGCCUCUCGUCAAACUCUGCUUUUUUCGGCCACGUUGCCCAAGUCUCUCGUUGAAUUUGCCAAGGCCGGUCUGCAAGACCCUAAACUUGUCCGACUGGACGCAGAGAGCAAGAUCAGCAGCGAUCUCAAAAUGGCGUUCUUCUCUGUGAAGCAAGCUGAGAAAGACGCGUGCCUGCUGACUCUGUUACGUGACGUGAUUCAGGUCCCUCUAGGGAGCAGCAGCAAUUCCGCGCACGAGGAGCCUACGGACAAGAAAGGGAAGGGCAAGGCGAAAGCUAAGUCUCACGAGAUACAAACUGCACCCCACCAGACGCUUGUCUUCGUCGCGACGAAACACCAUGUCGAGUAUCUCACGACGCUCCUUGCCACAGCCGGCUAUGCCGUCUCCCACAUCUACGGCUCGCUCGACCAGACCGCACGCACGAUUCAAAUGGACCAGUUCCGUCGGGGACAGACGAGCAUCCUAGUCGUCACAGAUGUUGCCGCGCGUGGGAUCGAUAUUCCCGUGCUCGAAAACGUGAUCAACUACGAUUUCCCGCAGGGCGCAAGAGUAUUCGUCCACCGUGUCGGGCGAACGGCGCGUGCGGGUCGACCCGGUUGGGCGUGGUCUUUCGUCACCAACACCGAGUUGCCCUACCUAUUGGACUUGCAACUCUUCCUCGGCAGACCGCUCAAGUCCGAGGUCGACGACGCCGGGGUCGGUGACUCGGUUUAUGCUGAGAACCUGGUUCUGGGCACAUUCCAUCGCGACAAGAUAGACCAGGAAGUCGAGUCCAUCCGGGGUUUGGACGAGAUCAACCACUCACUGUACACCCUUCGCGAAGUGAUGCGGAAGGGUCAAUCAAUGUACGAGCGCUCCAAAGGCAAAGCCAGCCCUGCAUCGUACAAACGCGCGAAAGCGAUGACGAAGGACAUCCCGGGGAAGUGGGGUCUCGCGGGCUCGGCCGAGGCAGGCGUGCAUCCUGUGCUUCUACGGGGGCGAAGCGAAGCCCAGAUGGAGGCGCGCCACACAGAGGACGCAAAGAAGGCGCUGCUGAAGGCGGUUAACUCGUUCAGGCCGGCGGAGACCGUGUUCGAGAUAGGAAAGAAGGGCCAGGGAAGCGGAGAGACGGCGGCGUUAAUGAAGCAGCGGAGGAAAGCGCUGGAGAAGGCGAAGCAGCGAGCCGCGCUCACCUCUACUUCGCAAGCUCUGGUGGAGGGUCAGGAUGAAGGAGAGCAGGAGGACGCGGGCGAAAAUGCAACCAGUAUUGAAAUGGCGGACGAGGAGGAUAUCGAGGCUGUCUUCGGUACGGAGCACAAGAAUCGCGGUAAAGGGUCAUAUCGUGACUCCGAGUACUAUCUGUCGUAUGUCCAGAAGGGCAACGCGGCAGAAAAGGGAUACUCUCUCACAGACGGCGCGUCGUUUGCUGAGCAGGCGCGCAACGCGACCUUUGAUCUCACGGGCGACGAGGGCCUCAAAUCACAGAAGCGACAACAGCUGCGCUGGGACCAGAAGAAAAAGAAGUUUGUGAAAGGCGACGGCGCCGGCGCGGAUAACGUGAAGAUGGUUAAGACCGAGAGCGGGACGAAACUGCCUGCGACCUACCGGAGCGGGCGGUUCGACGAGUGGAAGGCGAAGACGCGGAAUAACCUGCCUCGCGUCGGCGAGAUGGAACAGGAGGGGUCGCGAGCGCGGCGCUCAGGUGGACCAGGCGGGCGCAAGUUCAAGCACAACAAGGUGACGGAGGCGAAGCCGCUCGAUAAAUUGUCUAAGGACUACGAGCGGAAGGUGAAGCAGGUGAAGAGAGCGGAGAAGGGAGAGGAACAGGCAGGGCCGAGUCCGAAGGGGAAAGGCAGAGCCCCAGGGAAGGUGCAAGGCAAAGGCCGCAAUGCUGGCAAGAGCAUGUCGAGGGUCAGGAGCGAACUCAAGAGCGCAGAGCAGAUUCGGAAGGCUCGGAAAGUGCACGAGCAGAAGAAGGCGAAGAAUGCUCGACGCCCUGCCAAGAGAAAAGGCAGGCAUUAA
Messenger RNA from Punctularia strigosozonata HHB-11173 SS5, 2913 nucleotides. Its product is annotated as DEAD-domain-containing protein. NCBI's taxonomy places the organism in Eukaryota, Fungi, Basidiomycota, Agaricomycetes, Corticiales, Punctulariaceae. Gene Ontology annotation, cellular component: nucleus. The transcript has 5 exons. The coding region runs from base 1 to 2913 and encodes 970 amino acids. The record is from RefSeq and is a predicted model, not a curated record. Gene Ontology annotation, molecular function: RNA helicase activity; ATP binding; RNA binding.